GAUCCAUACUGGGACUCGUAUCCCUCAAAACCCUAAAUCGGAAGCAUCGAAUCCAUACGCAAACGGUGAGAAGGAGGGCAACGAGAGAUCUCACGCUGUUGCAUUGAAGCUGAAUCGAAGGUGCUCUCUUUUCCACCGUUCCUCAUCGUCUUCGACCACGAUAUGGAGGCAUUAUGUCGAAUCAAGAGUGAUGGAGCUACUGCCUUUUUCUCCAUGGUGGAGUUGCUGGUGGCGAGGUCCGUAUUGGUAACAGAACGGCUUUUUCUCCUUUGGCUUCUUCUGACGGUAUCAGUUGAAGCUGCCCCCGUCAGUGAAGAGGUGAAAGCUAUUUUUGGAAUGAUUCGAAGAGGCAAACAUGAAGCUGUCCUGGAGAACAAGGAUGACGAUUAUUCAGAUGUCAAUGACGAUGAGGAUGAGAAUGAUGAGGAUGGAGAUGAUCCAGAAGACGAUGGAGGCGACGAUGAUUUCUCCGGAGAAGAGAACGACAAUGAAGGAGAUGGGGAAGAUGGACCCGAGGCCAAAGGUGGAGGAAGUGAAGAGGAAGAUGCCGACGAUGAUGAUAAUGACGAUGAUGAAGAAGAGGAAGACGAUGAAGACGAAGAAGAGGAAGACGAUGAAGAAGACGAGGAGCUGCAGCAGCCACCGACAAAGAAGAGGAAGUGAGGUGCCUUGCUGCAUUUUUUGGGAGGUAUCUGGUGAUUCUGGUCCUUGUAGGGGUUUUCUUUCUUUCUUUCUUUCUAUUUUUGCUAAUGUUGACAUGGAAGAAGAUUUAGUGUUUGGGUGGGAGUAGAUGCAGUUGGAUAUUAGGUAGAUAGGGAUGACCUCCUGUGUACUAAAUUUGAUCUUAUUCUGUCUUUUAUGGUAAACAUGCUACUUACUACCUGUAGACAUUUGUGAUUCUUGGCGUUUGGUUUGUGUUUUUUGA
Messenger RNA from Zingiber officinale, 925 nucleotides. RefSeq names its product nucleolin-like. The transcript has 4 exons. Lineage: Eukaryota; Viridiplantae; Streptophyta; Magnoliopsida; Zingiberales; Zingiberaceae. The record is from RefSeq and is a predicted model, not a curated record. The coding region runs from base 163 to 663 and encodes 166 amino acids.